ACAACUUGAAUUGAAAUAAAUAUUUAAAGACAACCACACAAAACAAAAAAAAACUCCAUUAUCAUCACUAGCAGCAGCAGCAGCAUGAAGAAAGUCAUAAAGACACAACCUGAAAAACGUCCAUAUUGCAAACCGCAGAGACGUCAAAAAAUCAUUAAUCGUCCAGCUGAGGAAGCUCUUUGUAAAACUGAACGUAAAACUUUAGUGGCUGCUCAGCUAAAACCACGACCUUUGGUCGACUGUCCAUUCUAUAAUUUAAAAUAUAAAUACGAUGAAUUACCACUGGAUCCGGUUAAAGAGUUUAUCAUAGAGAAAAUUUCUCACAUGCAAUCGAAUGCCAUUACCGGACGCUGUAAUAAAGAAUUGGAAUUUCAUCAAUAUGAUAUAGAGAAUGUUGCAAGGCAAAAUGAUGAAUGUGAUGACGAUGAUGAUGAUUAUAAUAAUGAUGUUGAUGACAAUUUACAAAAAUUGCAAUUGAAAGACAUUGUCAUGCCACAGAAAUUUGAAAUGCUUCGUAAUAAGAAAUUACAUUUCUAUGGUUUUGAUGUUUGUGAUGAUCCAUGUCCCUGGCUAAACAAAUAUUUGAACGAACAGCCUACCGAAGAGUCGGUUUUUGCGGUAACCCAAACUCUUUUAGAUAUAUAUUGCACCCGGCGAAUACGUGUUUUUUAUUUUAAUUGUCGCACUAAAUCUGCCAUGUUUACCAAUGAAUUGAAGAAAUUACAUGGUGGUCCAACGGAUAUGAUUGGUGGUUAUAUUUACACCCUCGGCCAAACGUUUACGUUUACCUGCUUUAAAACCACCGAGAAAGGUUAAAAAUUUAAGGCGGGAGAUCAUUAUGCCUUAAGGACUCCGGAGGAAUGUCGCAAUGAACUGGCACGUAUGGGUAAAGUUAUCGAUGAAUUAAUUGCACCAACUUUACAACGUGCUAAGGCAGGACAACAGGAUCAACAAUCGAAGCCACCAAAGGGGAACAUCAACAACCUCUAUGUAGUAAAACAGGAGGUAAUAGAUGGCAGAAACAUGUUAAAAACAAAUCGCAAAGACUUUGCAACAAAUGAAGAAUUUCUGCUGCAUUUGAAACGUAUGGAAAAGGAAAAAUUCAAAUAUUUGGAAGGUUUUUUACCAGUUGAUCCUGAAGUUCAAAAAGCUUCGAUUUUAAAGGACUAUAAUGCUAGACUUGCAGAAUCGAGGAGAAAAUUCACGCCUCAGGUCGAAAAGCGUUAUAAGUGUCUAAUGAAACAUCUUUCCGUAUUAAGUUUGGAGACUUUUCCAUCUAAGUUGAUUAAGAAAGUUUUACCGAAUAUCAGUAGAAAACUUCAAUUUCUGCUAGAUGCUUAUAAGUUUGUUUGCCAAGAAGAGAAAUUGUGGCCAAAGCUGCAUCCUGAAGUUAUGCUAAUGGAUUAUCUUUUCACAAGUGAACGACAAAUACCCACCGAUGUAGCCGUGUUAAUUAUCUCAUGUCUUAUAGAUCUCCAAGAAGAUUUUCGUUAUUAUGUGAAACGUGCAUUUAUUCGAUAUUUACUCAGAUCUCCAUUGGAACGUAAACGUUUGCAAUUGGAGUUUGAACCGCCUGAAUUUCCCAUUAUGACCAUACGAGCACCAGUACCUUGGAAAGUUUAUGUACAAUUAGCACGAAAUCAUUUGGAUCAAGUACUAAUGACUACACAUCCCGUUAUACAAGCUUUAAAUUUACUCUGGCAUCAACUCUAUAAUGACUUGGUUAUUGUUGAUGUUUCCAAGAUUAUUCUACGUGAUAUACCCAUGAAUGCCGAUGAGUUAAUAAAUUUCAUAAAAGAAAGUUGUGACACUAUUAGAGAUUUGUUAUUGAACGAUUGGAUACCUCGUUGUGCUGAUAUGAUGGAUGUAAUGCGUAAAACUUGGAAGGAUUUAAUACCAAUGCGUGGCGGUUAUGGUGGACGUGCAGCCAUACUUUUUCGUUGUGUACAUGCUUUGAUGUCACAUCAUUUGGAAAGCUUAAUCACUAGAAGUUUAUCGUACUUGUAUAAGACUUUGGAGGAUUAUUUGGAGGGCAACGAUGUUGUUAAAUAUAAUAUGCAUGAUCCUAAAUUAAAGAGACGUCCUUUAAUGACUCUGAUUGUAUCUGUUAUUGGCACUCACUUUGAUAAUCCCACUAGAGAAGAUAUACCUGCAGAACAUACAAUACCGGCCAUAUAUGAAGAUCAUGAAGAUGAUGCUGAUCCGUUUUAUAAAAGACCGAGCGUAGUGUUAGUGGAAACGCCAGCCCUAGAAGUUGAUAAUCUAAGUAAAUUUCUUUUAAAAAAUAGUGGUAAAUUUCAUGCCUUUCCCUACAUAGGAUCACUGCCAGAAUUAUUUAUAGGCAUUUUUAAAAGUAUAUUAAGAGUGGGCUAUGAGAUACCACGUCUAGAGUAUGUUAUGUCAAAUGAACCGGAAACCUUUGGUUAUUUACAUUGCAUAAAUGAAAAUCAUCCUGAUAUUAUACUGCUUUAUGACAAGAUACAAAAAAUCGUGGAAAAUAAUUGGCGUGGUCCUAUAGUAUAUUUACUGCCUAUUUAUAAAUACUACUAUCCCUUGCUAUCCAAUAAAAUACAGCCAAUAGUAGAGAAAAUAUUUGUGCAACAUAUUUUACCAGAUUUGGUGUCAAUUGAAAAUGUUAUGAAAAAACUACGCUCUAUUAUUGAGGAAACAUAUAUUUUACGUGAUUUUAUACCAUUGAAUCUGUUCAUGUUGGAUAAUCGUCAUGUUAAGCAAUCGGUUGCAAUGUUGGUACAGAAUAUUUAUGAUUUUAUCAUUGACUUUUAUAUGGCUGUAAAUCUCAAUGAAAAUCGUGCGAUAUGUGAUGCUUUAGAAGAAAUGUCAAUGAAGGCAGGUGAACGUCCGGAAGAGACGGCAGAAGUUGUUGCAUUACAAAACUAUUUGGCAGAAUGUCGAGAUGAGAAAAUAUUUGCCAUAAAAGAUGAGAUAAAAGUUGUAUCAAAACGUGUUGUAUUCCUGCUGACACACACAAUAUUAACAAAUGAAGACAUACAUCUAAAUACACGUACAUUUAUUUUACCAUCUGAGCUGGAAGAAGUGCUGGAUUUAAGUGCAGCUCGCUUAAGUGUUGUUCGUGAUAAUUUGGAAUUCGCUUUGCGUGAAAAACGUAUUAAAUUCGAACAAUUAAUUUUAUAUGAAAAACGUCGUAUGGAUGGUUUCCGUGUUAAAGAAACACGUGAUGUUCUUACUUUGGAUGAGCUUAAAGAACGUGUCGAAACUGUCGAUGAAUUAUUUGAUAUUAUUGAGAAAUUAAGUCGUGAAGCGAAAGCAAUUAAUGUUGAAGAACAAUUGCUGCAAAUAGAUGUCUCACCGUUUGCCACACUCGUGGAAAUUGUUGAAAAAAUGGAGCCCAUCGAGAAACUAUGGAAAACGGCAUAUCAAUUUGAAAAGGAUCAUGCAAUAUGGAUGUACCAAAGAUUUCAAUGUUUAAAUGCGGAUGCCAUUGCAGAGGAAGUCGAGAAUAUGCACCGGAUUGUUUACAAACUCUCACGUCAGUUGGCUAAUAAUCCCACGGCUAAACGUGCAGCGGAACAAGUACGAGUAAAAAUUGAGAAAUUUCGUGUCUAUUUGCCGGUAUUGGAUGCCAUAUGCCGUCAUGGCCUAGAACAACGCCACUGGGAUAUGAUAUCGAAAUUUUUGGGCAAAGAUUGCAAUCCUGAUUUGUAUCCUUCCCUUAAGGAUAUGAUAGAUUGUGGCAUUAUGUCCAUAUUGCCGCAAUUGGAAGAAAUUUCAAUAGCAGCUGGUAAAGAAUAUGAUUUAAAUCAAGUGCUCGAUGGCAUGAAAAAAGAUUGGAAAGAUGUUUGUUUUGAUGUUUUGCAAUACCGUGAUUCGGAUACACAUAUUUUGGCAGCAUUAGAUGAUAUUCAGACAUUAUUGGAUGAUCAUAUUAUGCGUACGCAGGCUAUGAAAAGGUCACCGUUUAUAGCUGCCUUAGGUUCUAAAGCCGAUGAUUGGGAAAAUCGUUUGACACUUAUACAAAAUAUCAUAGAUACUUGGACUUCGGUGCAAAUUACUUGGAUGUAUCUGGAGCCUAUAUUUUCUUCCGAAGAUAUCAUGAGACAAAUGCCUUUAGAAGGUCGCAACUUUAAGGCAGUGGAUAAAAUUUGGCGUCGCAUUAUGCGUAAUACUGUUAGUGAUUUACAUGUUAUGGCAGCCACCGAAUAUCCCGAUAUGUUGGAGAUAUUUAAAAAGGCCGUAGCUGAUUUGGAGACUGUACAGAAGGGUUUGAAUACUUAUUUAGAACAAAAACGUUUAUUUUUUGCUCGUUUCUUUUUCCUAUCCAAUGAUGAAUUGUUGGAGAUUCUAUCGGAGACAAAAGAUCCUCUGAGAGUACAGCCUCAUUUGAAAAAAUGCUUUGAGGGGAUUUCUUUGUUGACCUUUGAUGAUAGCAUGGAAAUAACCCAAAUGAUUUCGGAUGAGGGUGAAAAGGUGUCGCUUGUAAGGAAAAUUAAUCCACAAUUGGCAAAUGGCUUAGUCGAACUAUGGCUCAAAGAAGUGGAGGCCACAAUGUUGGACAGUGUCAAAGAACAAAUGAAAUUUGCUUGGGAAGAUUAUUUCAUGGUUGAGCGUAUACAAUGGGUGGUUUCAUGGCCAGGACAAGUGGUAUUAGGAAUAUCCUGCAUGGCCUGGACAUAUGAGGUGGAAGAGGCUAUAGAAAACAAUACCCUACCACAAUAUCUCACCAAAUCAACAGAACAGAUAGCAGAUCUGGUUAAUCUAGUGCGCACAGAUUUAACCAGUAAUACAAGAAUAACUAUAGAAGCCCUUAUAGUGUUAGAUGUGCAUGAUCGUGAUGUUGUCUCUUAUUUGGCGGACAACAAGGUGUCUUCUCUGUUGGAUUUUGAUUGGAUGUCACAAUUACGCUACUACUGGAAAGUUACAGAAAAACGCGAGGAAUGGGUAUGUGUUAGUAUGGUUGUUACUGACGUCAAAUAUGGCAUGGAAUAUUUGGGCAAUACACCACGUUUGGUGGUAACACCAUUAACAGAUCGUUGUUAUAGGACACUAAUGGGCGCUUUGAAACUUUGCUUAGGCGGUGCACCGGAAGGACCCGCUGGUACUGGUAAAACAGAAACUACCAAGGAUUUAGCAAAAUCUGUAGCUAAAAAAUGUGUAGUGUUCAACUGUUCAGAUGGCUUAGAUUACAAGGCUUUGGGUAAAUUUUUCAAGGGUUUAGCACAAUCUGGCGCCUGGGCUUGUUUCGAUGAAUUCAAUCGCAUUGAAUUGGAAGUAUUGUCUGUGGUUGCUCAACAAAUAUUAACCAUACAAAGAGCGAUUGGUAGAAAAGUUGUUAAAUUCUUUUUCGAAGAUACAAUGCUACGUUUGGAUCCAACAUGUUCAAUAUUCAUAACAAUGAAUCCAGGUUACGCUGGUCGCACUGAAUUACCUGAUAAUCUCAAGGUAUUAUUUCGUACAGUGGCCAUGAUGGUGCCUGAUUAUGCAAUGAUUGGUGAAAUUACUCUCUACUCGAAUGGUUUUUACGAGGCACGUCAAUUGUCGCAGAAAAUCGUUCAGGCGUAUAAAUUGUGUUCGGAACAGUUGUCAUCACAAUCUCACUAUGAUUAUGGUAUGCGUGCCGUAAAAUCUGUGCUGUUGGCUUCAGCAUCAUUGCGUCGCAUGUACCAAAGUUUGCCCGAAGCACAAAUUGUUUUACGCGCCAUUGUUGAUGUAAAUUUACCGAAAUUCUUGGAACAAGAUGUUUCAUUAUUUGUUGGCAUUUACACGGAUCUCUUUCCCGGCAUCGAAUUGCCAAUG
This is a messenger RNA of Lucilia sericata (common green bottle fly), 5772 nucleotides long. Its product is annotated as dynein heavy chain 3, axonemal-like. Gene Ontology annotation, molecular function: minus-end-directed microtubule motor activity; dynein intermediate chain binding; ATP binding. NCBI's taxonomy places the organism in Eukaryota, Metazoa, Arthropoda, Insecta, Diptera, Calliphoridae. The record is from RefSeq and is a predicted model, not a curated record. The transcript is spliced from 32 exons. Gene Ontology annotation, biological process: microtubule-based movement. Gene Ontology annotation, cellular component: dynein complex. The annotation marks the transcript as partial.